Coffea eugenioides is the source of this 1257-nucleotide messenger RNA. RefSeq names its product homocysteine S-methyltransferase 2-like. Lineage: Eukaryota; Viridiplantae; Streptophyta; Magnoliopsida; Gentianales; Rubiaceae. The record is from RefSeq and is a predicted model, not a curated record. Gene Ontology annotation, molecular function: S-adenosylmethionine-homocysteine S-methyltransferase activity. The coding region runs from base 94 to 1116 and encodes 340 amino acids. Gene Ontology annotation, biological process: S-methylmethionine cycle. The transcript is spliced from 7 exons.
CAAGAAGAGCAGAAAAGAAAAGGAAGCAAACCAAAUUUACAUAGCAGUAGUACCAUAUUUAGUUGACUAAAUCCUUGAUAGGGGUAGAGGAGAAUGGUUGAAUCAUCAGCAGCAAUAACUGAUUUGCUCCGCCAGUGUGGUGGUUAUGCAGUCAUAGAUGGUGGUCUUGCUACAGAACUUGAACGUCAUGGUGCUGACCUCAAUGAUCCUCUAUGGAGUGCCAAAUGUCUCAUGACUUCCCCUCACCUCAUCAGAAGAGUACACCUUGAUUACCUUGAAGCUGGUGCUAAUAUCAUAAUAUCUGCUUCAUAUCAGGCUACUCUUCAGGGAUUUGUAGCUAAGGGGAUAUCAAGAGAAGAAGGUGAAGCUUUACUGAGGAAAAGUGUUGAAAUAGCACGCGAGGCACGGGAUAUAUAUUGUGAUAGAGCCAGCAAAGGUUCUUGGGAUGUUAUUGGUGAUCCAAAAGCUUUAAAACGUCCACUCCUUGUUGCUGCUUCUGUUGGAAGCUAUGGAGCUUAUCUUGCUGAUGGCUCUGAAUAUAGUGGCAUAUAUGGGGAUGCGGUGACUCUGGAGACUUUGAAAGAUUUCCAUAGAAGAAGAGUUCAGGUUCUUGCUGACUCUGGUGCUGACCUGAUUGCAUUUGAGACAAUUCCAAACAAAUUGGAAGCUAUGGCCUAUGCUGAGAUUCUCGAGGAAGAGAACAUAAAAAUUCCGGCCUGGUUUUCUUUCAAUUCUAAGGAUGGGAUCAAUGUAGUUAGUGGGGAUCCUAUUUCAGAUUGUGCUGCAAUUGCUGAUUCAUGUGAUCGAGUUGUUGCUGUUGGAAUCAACUGCACUGCUCCUAGAUAUAUUGAUGGACUUGUCCGAUCAAUCAAGAAGGUCACUACUAAACCGAUCCUGAUAUAUCCGAACAGUGGUGAAACUUAUGAUCCUGACAGAAAGGAAUGGGUGCCUACAACAGGGGUUGCAGAUGGAGAUUUUGUAUCCUACGUUGGGAAAUGGCACGACUCGGGGGCCUCUCUCAUCGGAGGUUGUUGCAGGACCACUCCGAACACCAUCAGAGCAAUCUCUAAAUCUCUAUCUAGCCAACAAGACUCCUUAGAUUUUGUAGCACCCUGAAAUUCCAAGUCUUAUUUUCAUAACCAGCAAGACUAGGCAAGGCCUAGUCCUAUCUCCAUGUGUAUGCUUCACGCCUAAAUAAAUGUUAAUUAACUCUCGGGUGGUUGUUUUUUUUCUUACUUUGACCACCUGGUGUUUCUA